UCCUGUGCGGUCUUUUUCUUCGGACCUGCAAUGGAUGUGACGACUGGAUUUGCAUUCUUUAUUGUUUUUCUGCAACUAAUUCACGCGAAUGGACUUUAUAUAUCCAAUAGCAUAGAGUCUCUGCAGCAUGUCCUGAGGGAAUAUGGGGUGGUGAGGCCUGUGAACACUGACGCAGAAGGCCGCUUCCUCUCAGGUGCUGUCUCCGCACCUCAGCUGGACAGCCAGCACCAGCAGGUCUACAGACGCCGGAGGAGGGAGGCUGCAGCCGCCUCAGACCCCAGCCAUGGAGACCUGGAGGAAGGAGAGGGCACCGCCAGGCACAGGGAGACACUUUUCUACAACGUCACUGUGUUUGGCCGGGAGCUUCACCUGCACCUGCGCCUCAACUCCAGGCUGGUGGCCCCCGGAGCUAAAGUGGAGUGGCAUGAGGAGGGCAACCAGACCCGCUACGAGCCUCUACUGGAGAGCGACUGCUUUUAUGUAGGAGAGGUCACCAACGUCAGGGACACAUCCGUCGCUCUCAGCAACUGUGAUGGCCUGGCAGGAAUGAUCCGCAUGGGGCGGGAGGAGUUCUUCAUCGAACCCCUGGAGCACCGAGGGGGUGGGGCAGGGGAGGAGGAAGGCGGAGACGGACGACAUCACAUCGUUUAUCGCUCCUCUGCCAUUAAGAGACCCCAUGUCAAUCAAACAGCGGACUCUUACCCCCAAGGGUCAGUUCUGGGUGGUCUGAUGGACCUGCAGGCACUGUCCAGAGGAGUGCAGCAGCAGCAUCACAAACUGAACCGGACCAGGAGGGCCCGACGCCAGGCCCACGAGGAACCUGAGGGCAACAUGGAGGUUCUACUGGGGGUGGACUACUCCGUGGUCCACUUCCAUGGCAGAGAGAACAUCCAGAAGUACCUCCUCACCCUCAUGAAUAUAGUGAAUGAGAUUUACCAGGAUGGUACUCUGGGUGCCCACAUCAACGUGGUUCUGGUCCGGAUCAUCAUGUUGUGUCCUGCAAAGUCUUUGAGUCUGAUAGAGCUGGGGAACCCGUCUCAGAGUCUGGAGAACGUAUGUCGCUGGGCCUUCCUGCAGCAGAAGGAAGACAGGAGUGAUGCAGAGUACCAUGACCAUGCCAUCUUCCUCACCAGACAGGAGUUUGGCCCCUCCGGCAUGCAAGGUUACGCUCCUGUGACGGGUAUGUGCCACCCAGUGCGGAGCUGCACUCUCAACCACGAGGAUGGCUUCUCCUCUGCCUUCGUUGUGGCACAUGAGACUGGACACGUGCUGGGUAUGGAGCACGAUGGCCCCCCUGGUAAUGAAUGUGGUGAUGAGGUGCCCAUGGGAAGCAUCAUGGCCCCUCUGGUGCAGGCUGCCUUCCAUCGAUUCCACUGGUCCCGAUGCAGCCAGGAGGAGCUCAACAAGUACCUGAACUCGUAUGACUGUCUCCGUGACGACCCCUUCGACCAUGACUGGCCGGCGUUGCCACAGUUACCAGGGAUCCACUACUCUAUGGACGAGCAGUGUCGCUUUGACUUUGGCGCCGGCUACACCAUGUGCACGGCGUACAGCACCUACGACCCCUGCAAGCAGCUCUGGUGCAGUCACCCAGACAACCCGUUCUUCUGCAAGACCAAGAAGGGUCCGCCCAUCGACGGCACUACGUGUGCAGCAGGGAAGCACUGCUUCAAGGGUUACUGCAUAAAGUUGACCCCAGACAUUCUGAGACAGGAUGGUGCCUGGGGCCAGUGGAGUAACUUUGGCUCCUGCUCCCGUACCUGUGGGGGUGGUGUGCGCUUCCGGACCCGUCAGUGUGACAACCCAAUCCCUGCCAAYGGAGGACGCACCUGCUAUGGCAACAGCUAUGAGUUCCAGCUGUGUAACCUAGAGGAGUGCUCCAAGCCCUUAGUUGACUUCAGGGAGGAGCAGUGCAAGAUGUGGGAGCCCUACUUUGAGUAUGACAACACCAAGCACCACUGGCUGCCCUAUGAGCAUCCUGACAUUGAUGAGAGAUGCGAGCUCUACUGCCAGUCUAAGGAGACAGGAGAUGUGGUGGCCAUGAACAGGAUGGUGCACGAUGGCACACGCUGCUCCUACAAAGACUCCUACAGUAUCUGUGUACGGGGAGACUGUGAGCACGUGGGCUGUGAUAACCAGAUAGCCUCAGACAUGCAGGAGGACAAGUGUGGCAUCUGUGGUGGAGACAACUCCACCUGUAAGAUCAUCAAGGGGAACUUCACUAGGAACGCUAAAAAAGAAGGUUUCCUCAAGAUACUUGAAAUCCCUCGAGGGGCCAGACAUCUGUUGAUUCAGGAGUUCAAGGCAACUCCUCACAUCCUUGCUGUAAAGAACCAGGCCACAGGUCAUCUGUUCCUGAACGAUGAGAACGACUUCCCAGAGUCCCGUACAGUGAUAGAGAAGGGGGUGGAGUGGGAGUAUCACAACAAUGACGACAUGGAGACCAUCCAGACCACAGGACCUCUCAGAUACACUGUUCUGAUCAUGAUGCGUUCCCACGGUGACUCAAAGGUUACUCUCUCCUACAAGUACUUUCUCCACGAAGAGCUGCAGUCGUCCAUAGAAAAUAACCUGGUGCAGGAGGACACAGCCUACUUUGAGUGGGCUCUGAAGAAGUGGUCUCACUGCUCGAGGCCCUGUGGAGGUAAGCAGUACACAAGGUUUGGCUGCAGGAGAAAGUCAGAUGGGAAGAUGGUCCACCGCACCCUCUGUGUGAACAUCAACAAGCCCAGAGCUAUCAGCAGAGACUGCAGCCAGAAAGAGUGCUCCCAGCCAGUUGUUCGGUGACGUGUGGCAACGGGACCCAGGAGCGGCAGGUUCUGUGCAACACUUCUGAUAACUCAGUGGGACUCUGCAUGGAGUCCAAACCCAUCACACUCAGAACCUGCCAGCUAGUCCCCUGCACAGGUGACGGAAGAAACUUUUKGAUCCAGUGGCUGUCGCGGGCCAACCCAGAGUUCCCUGCUCCCAAGAUCUCCUCAAGGCAGUGUAAGGGGGAUAGGUCAGCGUUCUGUCGUAUGGAGGUGCUGAACAAGUAUUGCUCCAACCGUGGGUACAGACAGAUGUGCUGCAAGUCCUGCAGCGAGGGAAACUUCACCAGUACGGGCCAGACCUUCACCGGUACGGGCCAGACCUUCACCAGUACGGGCCAGACCUUCACCAGUACGGGCCAGACCUUCACCAGUACGGGCCAGACCUUCACCAGUACGGGCCAGACCUUCACCACUGGGCCCUGGAGGUACACCACACUACCUGCUCCCACCCCCACCAAUGGCUCCUGCUCAACAACCCCCACAACAACCCUCACACCCAAACCCUCCACCAAGCUUUAUACCACUGACUUUGCUUAUGUCGACUACGACGAUUAUGAGGAGUAUGCAACCAAAACCAACGAGGACAACACAGCGAAAAAAUAUAGUCCUACCACCAUCCCUGUAUUAACCACCAGACGCCCCAGAAGAACAACCACCCCUUUGGUUACCUCCAGGAGUCCUACAUCUCUCCCCACCACCACUGAGGAGACUACAGAUCCCAGCACCACCGUCACCACCACUCAACCCACCACAGAACCCACCACAGUCCCCACCAGUCAGGGCCCAUCGACUCUCAGAACUACAAAUGUCCCCAAAUCCACCACGUCCACCACAGCUUGGGUUGAUGUUAUUGAGAGGAAGUCCUGGACAACCCUAGCUCCAUCCACUUCCAGACCUAAAGACAAGAGGUGGAAAACCAUUCCAACACAGCGUAGGGUCAGUGUGAUACGCAUGCCCUCCACCAUAUCCCCCCACAGGACAGAGGACAAGAGAGAGAACAACUGGCUGGAGGUGCCGUACAGGAUCGUUGGUGUAGACAAUGAUGUCUCUCAAAACCACUUUGUUCCUAGAAGACGGCCUCCAUUCCGAGAAAUGACACGGAACAAAAGAAUACAAGAGCUCCUAGCUGAGAAAAGGAGGCAAGACUUACUCCUCAAACGAGCAAAAAGAGAACCGGGACCUUGAUAGUCAGUCGGCCUUUGAUUCCCUUAGUCUUUAGCACAUCCCAAAGCUAUGCUACGGAGAUUUUCCUGUUGAACGUUGCAUUAGACAUUUUACAGACACUCUUAUCCAGAGCAAUUAGGGUUAAGUGCCUUGCUCAAGGACACAUCAACAGAUUUUUACCUAGUCGG
Messenger RNA from Salvelinus sp. IW2-2015, 4165 nucleotides. NCBI's taxonomy places the organism in Eukaryota, Metazoa, Chordata, Actinopteri, Salmoniformes, Salmonidae. The record is from RefSeq and is a predicted model, not a curated record.